AUGGUGCAUCAGAUCUACUAUUGGAGCGAUUCUACUAUAACGUUGUCAUGGAUCGGUGGAGAGCCCAACAAAUGGAAUACAUUCGUGGCUAAUAGAGUGGCGGAGAUACAUCGAAUCACCGAUAAAGCAUCAUGGUAUCACAUAAACUCGGAAGAUAAUCCUGCUGACCCAUUGUCAAGAGGACUCAGCCCUGAUAAGUUGCAAUCAAAGAAGAUUUGGUGGGAAGGCCCAGAAUUCUUGCAACGUGAGUCAACAUUGCAGGCAUAUGAUUGCAGAAGCAAUAAAUCUCACAUACCGGAAAGGCGUAAUGUAAAAGCGGUGGUACUUACAUCAACGAACAGAGUUAACCCAUCCAUCAUUCAGAAGUUCUCGUCACUUACCAGGUUAAAACGCGUAAUAGCUUAUUGCUUCCGGUUUAAAAGUAACUCGUUGAAACCGGCGAAUCGCGUUAGCGGCCCGUUAACAGUAUUAGAGUUAGAACAGGCCAUGACAACAGUAAUAAAAAUCUCUCAGACAAACGAAUUCUCAAAAGAAUUGGAUAGCUUAGUCAAGGGAGCGAAGACAGAUGCGAAAAGUAGGCUUUCGACUUUGCAUCCAUUUCUUGAUUCCAACGGCGUCAUUCGUGUGGGGGGAAGGCUCCAUCAUGCACCAUUAGAAUACACGCAGAAGCAUCCUAUUGUGCUGCCACAAAAGAAUCAUCUUACCGACUUAAUAAUAAGAGACGUGCAUUAUAGAAACUUGCAUGCUGGCCCACAGGCAGUCUUAGCGAUAUUGCGUAACGAAUUUUGGCCAACAGCCGGUAAGAGCGAAGUGCGGAAAAUAUUGAGAAACUGUAUUGUCUGUUUUCGCGUCAAGCCCACCAAUGUAACCCAACUAAUGGGAAAUCUGCCAGCAGUAAGGAUAACGCAAGCUAGAGCAUUUUAUAACACCGGCAUCGAUUAUGCAGGUCCCUUCAAUAUAAAAAUAUCGAGAAACAAGACGGGUAAGGCAUACUUAGCGAUUUUUAUAUGUCUAGCCACUAAGGCUGUUCAUUUCGAACUAGUAUCAGACCUAACUGCCGCGGCUUUUCUCAAUGCGCUAAAGCGUUUCAUCUCUCGAAGGGGAAGAUGUGCCACAUUGUAUUCGGACAACGGCACAACAUUCGUCGGAGCAAAUAAUCAGCUAGCAGAUUUAAAAGAAUGUCUUCUUAAGGAGAGCACUCAAAAACAGAUACACGAUUACUUGACGGAACAAUUUAUCGAGUGGAAGUUUAUUCCGCCAUACUCUCCGCAGGUCGGAGGAUUAUGGGAGGCAGCCGUAAAGUCGGCAAAGGCGCACAUGAGAAGAGGCGAGUUGGAGCUAACAUUGGUACAGUUGCUGCUGCAAGACAACGAGAUACAUUAG
This is a messenger RNA of Wasmannia auropunctata (little fire ant), 1383 nucleotides long. RefSeq lists its product as uncharacterized. The transcript has 2 exons. NCBI's taxonomy places the organism in Eukaryota, Metazoa, Arthropoda, Insecta, Hymenoptera, Formicidae. The record is from RefSeq and is a predicted model, not a curated record. The coding region runs from base 1 to 1383 and encodes 460 amino acids. Gene Ontology annotation, biological process: DNA integration. Gene Ontology annotation, molecular function: nucleic acid binding.